Messenger RNA from Knipowitschia caucasica, 1146 nucleotides. NCBI's taxonomy places the organism in Eukaryota, Metazoa, Chordata, Actinopteri, Gobiiformes, Gobiidae. The record is from the annotation of a GenBank genome assembly.
AUGAAGCAGCUGUGUGUGGACGCGCUGCUGCUGCUCCUGGCCUGCACCGCCCCUCUGCUGCCUGAAGGGGGCGCGCAGGGGGACUUCACCUGGCGACAUAACGGGCAGGUCUUCAGCCUCCGAGGCCGGGGACCCCAGUACCGGCCGGGACGCUCCAGGGUCCCCCAGAACAGCACCGGCCCCAGUGUGAUGGUGGUGGUCGGCGGUGCCAGCGCGAAUGCAAACGACACACACGCCGGGAUCCGCGUCCCAGCCUCCAGCGGCACCAGCCAGAUCCGGGCAGAGGCGAGUCGGAGGCGGACGCAGGGGCCAGAGCAGUACGCCAAUGCAGAUGGGAUGGCUGGAGACGAUCCGCACAAUCCAUACAAAAACUCCAACUACUAUCCCUGGUACAACUACUACAACUCCUACUACCGCCCAAGACACCGCGCCACGCCCCGGCACGGCUACGGCACCAGCUACCACCAGCACGGCCUCCCAGACCUGGUCCCAGACCCGACCUACCUGCAGAGUGGCUCCUACAUCCAGAGGGUCCCCAUGUACAACCUGCGCUGUGCAGCCGAGGAGAACUGCCUCGCAUCUUCUGCUCAUUACGCUCAGGACUACGACACCAGAGUCCUGCUGAGGUUCACACAGAGGGUCAAGAACCAGGGCACCUCCGACUUCCUGCCGUCCAAACCCCGCUAUGCCUGGGAGUGGCACUCCUGUCAUCAUCACUUCCACAGUAUGGAUGAGUUCAGUUUGUAUGAGCUCCUGGACCAGGACCAGCGGGCCGUGGCCGAGGGACACAAGGCCUCGUUCUGCCUGGAAGACACGUCCUGUGACCCGGGGUACUACCGCAGGUACGCCUGCACCUCCCACACACAGGGUCUGAGUCCAGGCUGUUAUGACACGUACAGUGCAGACAUCGACUGUCAGUGGAUCGACAUCACCGACGUGUCUCCGGGAAAAUACGUCCUCAAGGUGACGGUGAACCCUCAACACAGAGUCCCAGAGUCAAACUACAACAACAACGUGGCCCGCUGUGACGUGCAGUACACCGGGACGAGCGCACAUGUCUCCGGCUGCACUACCACAUCGCUAACCAUCUGCUCCCCAAACACCACUUUCUCCUUCGGAUUUACGCUUUUCCUCCCAGUUUUGUGA